Colletotrichum scovillei is the source of this 702-nucleotide messenger RNA. Its product is annotated as glycosyl hydrolase family 61. The record is from RefSeq and is a predicted model, not a curated record. Bases 1 to 702 code for a protein of 233 amino acids. NCBI's taxonomy places the organism in Eukaryota, Fungi, Ascomycota, Sordariomycetes, Glomerellales, Glomerellaceae. The transcript is spliced from 3 exons.
AUGAAGUUCUCGCCAACCGCUCUGCUCGCUGUGGCAGUCGCCUCUGCCGAGGCCCACUACACCUUCGGUCGCUUCGUCUACGGCGGCACAACCUACCCGGAAUGGCAACACGUGCGCAAGACGCUCAACUUCUACACCAACGGCCCGGCCGACGGUGUGUCGUCGACGCAGAUUCGCUGCUACGAAGCAGACGCCGCCGACCGCGGCACGGUGACAACGCUGCCGGUAUCGGCAGGCUCGACAAUCGGGUUUGCGGCGAACGGGGUCGUAGGACACCCGGGACCGGCGAGCUUCUACAUGGCCAAGGUGCCGACCGGCCAAACCGCGGCGACGUGGGACGGCAGCGGGGCGGUGUGGUUCAAGAUCUACCACGAGAGGCCGACUAUUACGAGCAGUGGGUUGGAGUGGGCUUCUACCAACACUCAAAUCCUCUCCACCAAGAUUCCGGCGUGCAUCCCAUCAGGCGAGUACCUCGUCCGCGUCGAGCACCUGGCGCUCCAUGGCGCCGCCACGGAGGGCGGAGCGCAGUUCUACCUCGCGUGCGCGCAGGUUUCCGUGUCCGGGGGCGGGAGCACCAGCCCGUCGGGCCUCGUUUCGUUCCCGGGGGCGUACAAGUCUACGGACCCGGGGAUCCUGUUCCAGCCGUACUGGCCCACGCCGACAAGCUACACUAACCCGGGGCCGGCCCCGUUCAGCUGCUGA